Messenger RNA from Daucus carota subsp. sativus, 2491 nucleotides. Its product is annotated as cyclic nucleotide-gated ion channel 4. The transcript has 7 exons. NCBI's taxonomy places the organism in Eukaryota, Viridiplantae, Streptophyta, Magnoliopsida, Apiales, Apiaceae. The coding region runs from base 271 to 2262 and encodes 663 amino acids. The record is from RefSeq and is a predicted model, not a curated record.
AAAUAUUGAAUGCCCAGUCUGUUACAACUUCCUUAAAUGUAUAUUCACCUCUUGCGUUAGCUAGCUGUACUAUUCAUCUCAUAUGAUAUCUGAUCUUCUUCAGUUCCACCACAUCAUUCCAAACUCACCUCUUUCCAUGAUUAUAUAUGCACAUAUUCCAUAACCAUCUUUUCAAUCCUAAAGCAACUCACUUCCAUGUAGCUUAUAUACUUGCCCCUCGAUUCAAUCCACUCGGCCUCAUAAAAUAAAAAAUAAAAAAAAAAGUAACUAAUGGCUACUCUGCAGCAAGAAACUUCACACUUUUCGGAUGAGGACGAUGACACUACCAGCAACGAUGAAGACGAUGGUAUCGAAGAAGAAAGCUCAGAGCGAGAUCUCAAGACCAGAAAGGGCCGGGGUAAAAUAUGGUUCUUAGGCAAAGUACUGGACCCUAGAGCUUCAUGGAUCCAGGAAUGGAACCAAGUGUUUCUUUUAGUUUGUGCCACAGGAUUAUUUGUGGAUCCACUCUUCUUUUACGCACUUUCGAUAAGUGAGGCCUGCAUGUGCUUGUUCAUUGAUGGGUGGUUCGCCAUCACCGUCACGGUUCUCAGGUCUAUGACGGAUACUCUGCACUUGUGGAACAUGUGGUUGCAGUUGAAGAUAAACAAACGUCCUCAUGCUGUCAAUGCUGACGAGAGGAGCCGGCCGUACGAUGUCAGCUCGCGCACGGUGGCGAUGCGGUAUUUGGUGGCGAAGAAGGGUUUCUUCUUUGAUCUAUUCGUCAUCCUGCCGAUUCCUCAGGUUGUGUUAUGGAUAGUAAUCCCAGCUUUACUUGAAAAGGGUUCCACAACAGAAGUGAUGACAGUCUUCCUCGUAAUGUUUCUCAUCCAGUACUUACCAAAGAUCUACCACUCUGUUUACCUCUUGCGCCGAAUGCAAAACCUCUCUGGCUACAUUUUUGGUACUGUCUGGUGGGGAAUAGCGCUCAAUUUGAUUGCAUAUUUUGUCGCCUCUCAUGCGGUGGGAGCAUGUUGGUAUUUACUUGGAAUCCAGAGGGCUACAAAAUGCUUGACAGAACAAUGCAUGAAAUCUCAGAUUAGUUGUGUCCCUAAAUACUUGGCUUGUGAAAACAAUAUCUUUUAUGGUGGAGGAAACCUCGCGAAAGACAGCAGACGGCUCUUAUGGGGAGAGAACCAAAAGGCUAGGUCUGUGUGUCUGUUGGCUGAUGAUAAGUUUGGUUAUGGUGCUUAUAAAUGGACUGUGCAACUUGUGAUCAACGAAAGCCUUUUGGAGAAAAUUCUUUAUCCUAUAUUUUGGGGUCUCAUGACUCUAAGUACAUUUGGGAAUCUGGAGAGCACGACAGAAUGGUUAGAAAUUGUGUUCAUCAUCAUUGUUCUUACAACUGGACUCCUCCUGGUCACCAUGUUGAUUGGUAAUAUUAAGGUGUUUUUGCACGCGACGACAUCAAAGAAACAGGCAAUGCAGUUGAAGAUGAGAAAUGUUGAGUGGUGGAUGAGGAAGAGACAUCUGCCGCAGGAGUACAGGCAGAGAGUGCGCAACUAUGAGAGGCAACGUUGGGCUGCUAUGCGUGGCGUUGAUGAAUGUGAUAUGAUCAGGAAUCUCCCUGAAGGUCUUAGGAGGGACAUCAAGUAUCAUCUGUGCUUGGACUUGGUCAAGCAGGUUCCUUUGUUUCAGCACAUGGAUAGUUUGGUUCUAGAGAACAUUUGUGAUCGCGUCAAGUCCCUCAUAUUCACCAAAGGAGAAACCAUAACUAGGGAAGGUGACCCUGUUCAGAGAAUGUUGUUUAUAGUUAGAGGGCAUUUACAAAGCAGUCAAGUACUAAGGGAUGGUGUAAAAAGUUUCUGUAUGUUAGGCCCUGGUAACUUCAGCGGUGACGAGCUCUUGUCAUGGUGUCUUAGGAGGCCUUUUGUUGAAAGAUUGCCUCCGUCUUCAUCAUCACUAGUCACUCUUGAAACAACAGAAGCUUUUGGACUUGAGGCCGAAGAUGUGAAGUACGUAACGCAGCAUUUUAGGUACACAUUUGUUAAUGAGAAAGUGAAGCGGAGUGCAAGAUAUUAUUCACCAGGGUGGAGAACUUGGGCGUCUGUUGCUAUUCAGCUGGCAUGGCGAAGGUACAGGCAUCGACUGACACUCAGUUCUCUGUCAUUCAUAAGGCCAAGGAGGCCUUUGUCGAGGUGUUCAUCGCUUGGGGAGGAUAGGCUGAGGCUUUAUGCUGCUCUGUUAACAUCGCCUAAGCCAAAUCAUGAUGAUUUUGAUUUCUGAAGCAGUUGAAUGCAUGUAUUUCAUAUAGUUGUAUAUUGCUAAAUGGAGCUUUGCGUCUGUCACAUUGAAUAAUAAGCUAUGUGUUUUUAAUCUAAGAAUAAAUUACUCAUUACUCAAUUCACAAAAUUGUAAUCUAGUGGAUAUCUCUCUUCUCUCAACAGUAUGAGUAUGUGUCCUAAGAUUGACCCGUUCCCGGGUGAAUAAAAAUCAGAGUGCUAUUGCAGAGUAA